AUGUCGCUUUUCCACGCGAAUGCCGGCCAGGCGGAGAUUAUUCGCAGUGUGCAGAAGGACCAGGAGCACAUCGAGGAAAUACGGUUGGCGCUCAGCGACCUGCUGCUGAUGCUAAGCCAGCGCCAUUGGUACCGGUACAACGCGCUAUGCAGGCUGGUCGCGGAAAUACUCUACCACCACUACGCGAUUGCGAACAAUCUGCAAACACUCGGCGAAGAGUACACUGGGAUCAUCCAGGUCGAUUCGAACUACGUAAUGCUGCCGAACAAGGCGCUACAGUUGUUGGCCAUACUGUUGGAAUACGGCGGCGAACGGUUGGCCAAUAGUGCGCUGGCCUACCUGCAGAAUGAAAUCGACCGGAACGAUGAGCUGCUGCCUUCGGCGAAAGGUGCGCUCAGCCAACUCAUCGACACGGUGCGUGUGAUGGUGCCGUUCGUGCGAGGGUUCCACACCAGCUUGUUCUACAUCAACGGCGGGAAGUAUCACAUUUCCAAGCGGCUAGUGGGGAUCAAUUAUGUGCUGAUACGAAAUGCCCUGAAGGAGAACCAUUCCAUGCUCGGGUACCGCGUGCUGGGCUACGCGACACUGGUACAGCUGGUGCUCACGUUGGUUGCGCGCUAUCGACAGUACCGCGGGGAAUCGAAAAGCACACCGAUCAUGGCACCAGCAGGCGGCCAGACUUCGGUAGCGAGCGAACGUACGGUUGAUGCGUCACACCACCAGUGUGCCCUGUGUAUGAACACCUUGCAAAACAUCAGCGUAACCCAGUGUGGGCACAUGUUCUGCUGGCAGUGUAUCUUCGAUUGGGUAGAUCAGCGCCCGCUGUGUCCGAUAUGCCGGGAAACGAUCAAAAAGUCACGUAUCGUGCGGUUGCAAAAUAUUGCCGUCGGUCACCGGAGCGUCGCACAUAUGCAGGCAUGAUAGGCAGGCUGGACAGGAGCGAACCAAGUUCAUUUCUUUUCCCCUCGUGAGUAAGUGUGAGUCGCAACGCGAGGUUCAGCUAGUUAAUACCUUUAAUUCUUCUUCACGUUAUUGAUUUCACGUUGUUACCGAUUAGUUAGUUCGAUGCUUUUCUGUUUGUUGCUCGGUUGCUCCUAGAGGGGUUGCAUAAAAGUUGAUUAUGUACAAAGCGGGACUUUCUUGUAACAGAGUAACAAUAAAACUAAGCAUAAGGAUUUCAGUAUAUAGUAGCAGGAUGUGCUGGUUGUUGGAUAUGCAGAUUGAUGAAAACACAGGCAAGAUGGUGUAAUGAUGCACGCACUGAGGCGAUAGGUGUUGAAUCGGUCGACCGAAGACGAUUUCGGGGUUGCUACUACCGUUUGCGCUGUACUUCCUAAUGCCAG
This is a messenger RNA of Anopheles cruzii, 1343 nucleotides long. It is a transcript of the gene Pex10, whose product is annotated as peroxisome biogenesis factor 10. The transcript has 2 exons. The record is from RefSeq and is a predicted model, not a curated record. The coding region runs from base 1 to 921 and encodes 306 amino acids. Gene Ontology annotation, biological process: protein import into peroxisome matrix. NCBI's taxonomy places the organism in Eukaryota, Metazoa, Arthropoda, Insecta, Diptera, Culicidae. Gene Ontology annotation, cellular component: peroxisomal membrane. Gene Ontology annotation, molecular function: zinc ion binding.